This is a messenger RNA of Pelmatolapia mariae (spotted tilapia), 1035 nucleotides long. RefSeq names its product zona pellucida glycoprotein 3f, tandem duplicate 2 (gene zp3f.2). The transcript has 9 exons. The record is from RefSeq and is a predicted model, not a curated record. Lineage: Eukaryota; Metazoa; Chordata; Actinopteri; Cichliformes; Cichlidae. Bases 1 to 1035 code for a protein of 344 amino acids.
AUGGGGACUCAUCUCUACCUAGGUUUGCUUGUCCUGGCUGUUUUUGCAACAACUGUUACCAAUGCAGACAUCAAUGUGGCCUGUGCAAACAACUCUGUGAGGGUAACAUGGAGGGUGAAUGCGGAGCUGGUGCCGUAUGCAGCUCGGCUCUUCCUUGGAAACUGCAUGGCAUCUCAGUGGAAGGUUCUGCCCUCUGGAGAGGGGGAAGCACAGUUCAACUAUACGUUUUCCGAGUGCAAGUUUACUAAAAUGGUAAAGGGAAAACGCAUAUUCUAUCAGAAUGAAAUGAGCUACAGGCCACAGGCAAAGCCAAACCCUCCAGAUUUUGUGCAUCCUAUUGAAUGUGUUUACAGAAGACCCAAGGAUUGGAUUCCCCGAUUUGUGAACCCUGGAUAUGGGGUUUCCGAGGGUCACAGCAGGCUGGUCUUCCACAUGGCGCUUCUCAAUGAGGAGCUAUCAAGCAUAGCAAAGACAAACAUCAUUCCUCUGGGCUCCCCCAUGCCAAUAUGGGCAGCAGUGGAGCAGAAGUCUCAUCAGCCAUUGCUGUUGCUCAUGGAGGAAUGUGUCGCAGCCCCCACAGCUGAGCUGCGGCCCGGCAGCCAGGUUUACCCAAUCAUUGGCAACAAGGGUUGUCUUUUAGAAAGCAAAAAAGGAAACUCGAUGUUUCUGCCUCGGUACCACUCGUCUUCCAUCAUCCUCUACCUCCAGUCCUUCAACUUUGGUUUUGGAGAGGUGUACAUCCACUGUAAACUGGCUGUGUGGGAUCCUCAGAAUUUUGCAGAAAGCAAGAAGGCCUGUCAUUAUAUAAAGGGAACUAACAGAUGGGAGCUGCUUGAUGACCCAUCCCGAAGCUCCCUCUGUAACUGCUGUGACUUGAGCUGCAAGUCUCGGUCCAGGAGGGGUGUUGAAUGGGCAUCAGACGGCCCGAGUCACAAUUCUGUGUUGGGACCCCUAAUCAUUGUGGACCAAUCUGACUUGCGGGACAGCGACACAAUGAUGGAGUCUGCCACUACAGCUGACCCUCAGCUCAAAUAA